Phoenix dactylifera (date palm) is the source of this 2989-nucleotide messenger RNA. The record is from RefSeq and is a predicted model, not a curated record. Lineage: Eukaryota; Viridiplantae; Streptophyta; Magnoliopsida; Arecales; Arecaceae.
UUAAAAGCCUUCAAAUUCAAAGUUUAGUGCUUUUCUUUAUUUUAAAGAUCUUAACAUUUUUCAAUCACUUAUUUUCUGCAUAAGAUUCUAUGACAUGUUCUUUCAUGAAUCAUUGCUUCUCCUUUUUAAUUAAAAUAAGAUUUGGACUACACACUUGAUGCUAACUCCUUGGAAAAGGAGAUAAUGAUUUAAAAUUAAUGAUAGGCUGUUUAAAUUGAAGACCCAAACUAUUGGACAUGAUCUGUACUAUAAAAAAUGCCUAGAAACCAAAAUUUAUGUAUUUUGGUGGUCUCUAACAUAUGCAUCAAGUUGGUAUAAAAUAAACUAUAUCAAUUGUACUUGUAAGGUAAAAUCCAUGACAAAGCAUAUAAAUCAAAAAUCCAUUUUAUGGGUUAUAAUCUACACAUCAUAAAACAUGGAUAUAUUUAAAUUCGCUAGAUUUUGAUGGUUAGAUCAUAGUAAAAUAUAGUAUCAUAUUAUUAAAAUUGUCCAUUUUGAUACUUUUUUGAUGAUUAGGUUAGAGACCACCGAAAUACAAGAUUUUAGUAUCCAUGUAUUUUUUGUAGUGUAGAUCAUGUCUAAUGGUUUGGAUCUUGAAUUUGGAUUGUCCAUCAUUGAUGUUGAAUCCUUAGCUCCUAUUUUGAGGGGUUAGUGUAAAGUGUGCAGUCCAACUCUUAAAAUAGUGAGUAAUGUUCCACAUUGGUAUUUAUUUGAUAUACAUCAUUGAAUUUAAUACAGCUUCCAAAGUUGUUUCAUCAUUAACCUCUUUAGGUAAGGCAACAUGGAACUAUAUAUGGCUAUUGAUUCUCAGUUGUUUAUGUUUUUAUAUAAGUAUAUGCGUAUGCAGUUUAUUAUUAUUUUUGCUAUAUAGAAAUGAAAUCUAAUGUUCCAACUCGAAUAAAAAAUUAUGCAUAAUAUUGAAAUAUUAAUUGAUAUGGUAAUAUAAAUUGUAAAUAUCAACAUGUUUUACUAGAAGCAGCUUUGUUAAAUCUAAUGAUCUAUAAUUUCAUUUUAUGCAAUCUUCUUAAGUUCUUUAUACAAUGUUUUAAAGAUUUAUGAAAACAUUCUUUUCUCAGAGCAUUGUUUUGCAUAGCCCUAAUUCUGUGGUCAGGUGGAGUUUGCCAAUCUCUGAAUAAAAUUUUAUUAAGCCUAGGCAGACCUGGGUUUUUAGGAAGAGUAACUGGUAAAUUUCAAAAUGAUAUUUGUCUUGAAGGAAGAAAACCAUGUUUCCUCCCCUAUUUGCUGGGCAUUUUGUAGGCCUUGAUUUAUACCAGGAAAUGAACUUCUCUUUUAACUUCACAUAGAAAUUUUAGUGCUGGUCUUAGUUUUUCAUGAAAAUCUCUCUCCCUUGUCGGAUAACUAUUGCAUAUCAGCGGAAUGGAACAAACUGAGACACCUUGCAUGGUUCAAUCUCUACCAGCCUCCAAUAAGGACAAGGAAUCAUCUAAAAAGCCAAUCACUGUUACGGAUAAAGAUUCACCUCCAAAGCUAGAUACCACCACUAACAGCCUCAAACACCAUCAAGUUGUCGCUGCACUCAUUCCCAGAUUGCUCCUGGCUGGACCACACAUGAAAGCUGGUUCUUGUGAGCGAGAUUACUGCUGUGGCUGAGGACUGGGUCAAAGCUUUCUCUGUGCAUCAAAAAUGGAAGAAGAUGUCUGACAACUGCUUGGCUUUUGAUGUCAUCAGGUCUUCUGUGCAAGAGGAAGCGGGAGUCACUGCUUGCUGAUUACAGGAGGAUCAGGGACUUGGAGCCCAGAUAUGGAGUGGGUUCCUAUUGAUGCUUAGAGUGUGAUAAGAGAACACAAUCUAGGCUUCCAGCUUUGUUUGACCAAGAAGUAUUUGAUUCAAUGGAUGCUGUUAUGAAGGCACAGGAGACUCAGUCAGGCCCGGGGAAUAGUGAUGCAGAUGGUCUUAUUGGUAAAGUUGAUGUAGAAAUGGCUGAUGCUGAUGCUGAUUUAGGUUCUGAGGAGGAAACACAGAUCGAGGCUUCAAAGAACACAGAUAAGGCACAAAAUAUGGCCACGAAGCUGCAGGAGAAUGCCCAGCAUAUACAUGCCAUACUAAGAGGAGAGUUAGAGGAUGGUGCUAGUCAGGUUAGUGCUCCUGUGGAUUUGACGAAACCCUAUGCUAUGGAGACUGAAUUCACUAGGCGACAAGCCAAUGAGCUCAUCAAAGCUUUCGGGAGCCUUGGAAGGAUUCUCAAUCAGUUCACUGAGCUGAUCGAUAAUAAUGAAUGUGAAGGAAUUAAACCUGUGACUUCAACAGCACAGUAAAUAUAGUUCUUUUAAUAAAGGGUUGGCUAUUUGGGCUCCCAUCUUCAUAGACUUUUUAACAGAAUGUAAAGGUGCAAUGAAUUGAUCCGUUGGCUGGCACACAAGGUUUCAAUCUGUCUGGAGUGCUAAAGUGGCAAUGGUGAAACUUGCCGUAUGAGCAACUAUGGUAGACAUACUAUGCUUUUUUCGCUAGAAAGAAGAUGUGGCUCUCGAGAUUUGAGAACCUUCAAAUUUUCCUGCUACCUUCAUCUGGUUGGCAUACUGCAAGUCUGUCAUCAAUGUCAGUAAAUGCAAAAGCUUCAUAUGAGGGUGUGGAAUGAAAGCAAUGGAAGGAGCUAUCUGGAAUAAGGAGGCUACUUAUCAGGAGAGCUGAUGAAUGGCUUAGUUGAGAGAGCUGCUAUAACAUUUCUCUGUUUGAGGAGACCUGCCAUUGAUGAGACCUGCCCUCGGAUGCCCUAGGGCCUUGUUAAAGUUAAUUCAGAAUCCUCUCUUGUGCUUCUACCUUUUGUGUGUAGACAUUUUAAAUAUUACUGCAAGUUUUGCUGAUCCAAAAAUAACUUGCAUGAACAGAUCAACUUGUAAAGCUUUCGGAUAUUUUCUGAUCUUCUCAAGAAAGCAAGGAUGUGCAGCCAUUGACUUGUAUAGUUGUAUAGUGGUGUGAUUUCUUCAUAGCUUCUAGUUGAAGUUUCAGCAAGAGGCAAAUUUCUAUCCAA